GAAUGAGAGGACCAUGGAGGGGGUUUAUGGAUGUGGUGAUGGAAGACAUGAAGGUGGAGAACAGAUUGGUAUGAAGACGGAUAAUCCGAGGAUCUCCUGUAGCGACCUCUAACGGGAGAAGCCGAAAAAAGGAGAAGUUAUUGAUACAGAUGAUAAACAGAUUUACGUAACGGAUCUGUGCCGCCAAAAAAACAACAACAACAAAAACAAUGACGUCACAAGCAAUUUGUGUUUGAAUAUAAAGGGCUCGUCACGCGCUGCAGGUGUUCAGACGGUGUGAGCAACUGAUUUAGGAAACACGCAUCUCUUUAUCGUCCAGUUUUUUGUUUCACAACUCGGAAUUCCCCAACACUGAGAACUGAAAAAGGAAAAGGAAUGGAAAUGGAGACAGAAAUGAUUGAUUGUAAUACAGACAACGAACCUGAACUCCAGCCCAAAGAGAAGCUGGUGGAGAAGCAGAGAACAGGGACAGAGGAGAAGGAGGAAAAACCUGAGCAGGAACAACCUUUGGAUGAGGUUGAGGACAAGGAGAUAGACGAAAACAAAUUAAUGAAUAUCGUGAGAGGUGUGAGGCAAAACACAACAGACGGUUUGUAUAAUUUCACUCUGGGAAAGAAGCUUGGAAAUGGAACCUUUGGUUGCAUCUACGCAGCUGUUCGGAAGUCAGAUGGGAAGCAGGUGGCCCUAAAAAUCUUUUUGAAAAAUAAAUAUACCUUAUACAUCACUCCACCUGGUGACACACGGAGACUCCCUGCAGAGGUGGCACUAUUAGAGCUUGUGUGUAAGCCACCUCGUUGUCCAUACGUGAUCGAGUUGCUGGAAUGGUUUGAGCUACGCAGAGCCUUCAUCUUGGUCCUGGAGCGCCCUGACCCCUGCGUAGAUCUUUUCGACCAUAUGGAAACUACAUAUAUGAGUGAAUCCGAAAUUCGACUGGUUAUGAAACAAAUAGUUCUUGCUGCAUGUCAUUGCCGUGAAAGAGGCGUGCUCCAUCGAGACAUCAAGUCUGAAAACAUUCUUUUUAACCCUCAUACUUGUGAAGUAAAGCUAAUUGAUUUCGGCUGUGGUGAUCUGCAUAAGGACACCAUCUACAAAACAUAUUCAGGCACGCAACUUUACAUCCCACCUGAAGUGUAUAUUGAUAAUGGGUACAAGGCCGACUCUUCUACCGUCUGGGGUCUGGGCAUACUCUUAUACAGCCUUAUAUAUAAACAAUAUCCCUUUUCUGGAAAGGAAGAAAUUGUUAAAGGCCAUGUUUACUAUCCUUUUGAGCUGUCUAAAGCUUCCAUCGAUUUGAUUUCAUGGUGUCUUGAGCGUAACCCUAAUAACAGACCAACCCUUAACCAGAUCCUUGAACAUCACUGGUUUCAGGACCUAUAUGCUGGAUCGUUGUGUCUGCUGCCCUCUAGUGCUGAUGUGAACUCCGUCCUUCUGUAUUCCUCUUCUUCUUUUGGCUGCUUCCUUUAGGGUCCCCCACCACAUCCAUAAAUCUACUCUUCC
Molecule: messenger RNA, 1497 nt
Organism: Silurus meridionalis
Lineage: Eukaryota; Metazoa; Chordata; Actinopteri; Siluriformes; Siluridae
Product: serine/threonine-protein kinase pim-1-like
Exons: 8
Coding region: 376-1464 (362 amino acids)
Biological process (GO): regulation of mitotic cell cycle; negative regulation of apoptotic process; protein autophosphorylation
Cellular component (GO): cytoplasm
Molecular function (GO): ATP binding; protein serine/threonine kinase activity
Source: RefSeq, a predicted model, not a curated record